Molecule: messenger RNA, 2145 nt
Organism: Arabidopsis thaliana (thale cress)
Lineage: Eukaryota; Viridiplantae; Streptophyta; Magnoliopsida; Brassicales; Brassicaceae
Gene: GH9B7
Product: glycosyl hydrolase 9B7
Exons: 6
Coding region: 405-1982 (525 amino acids)
Biological process (GO): carbohydrate metabolic process
Cellular component (GO): extracellular region
Molecular function (GO): cellulase activity; hydrolase activity, hydrolyzing O-glycosyl compounds
Source: RefSeq, marked reviewed
GACACUGGAGUUGGACUCGGCUCAAUUUAAAGGGGUAGUUCAGUAAUCAUACCUCACAUUACUACACUCUUGAUUAAUAUAUAAAACCAAAUCAGUUUUUAAAAAUAAGGGAAAAUCCUAAUAAAGGAGAAGAAAAACAGAUCUGAAAUCCCGCUUGAUACUCCACCGACUUUAAACUACUGGUUUUUGUUUGAUUUAAGUAUAGUGUUAAUGACUCCUCUCUCCACCUUCCUUUGAUUCUACCUAUCACUUCCCUUGCCGUUGCUCCAUCUUCAUCACUAGUCACUAUACACCAAUCUUAGAUCCGGGAAGCUAAUUUCUCUUCUCCGAUCGGUGAAUGCAGUUACAUUGACCUCGGAUCUAACCAAGCUCUUCUGGUUUCCAGCUCUCUGGAAUUCAAAAAAAUGGAGGAGAAAUCCAAGUCAAGAGGUUGGUGCGGUUGGUUCAUCGCCAUUAUUGUGCUAGCUUCUGUUAUCCUCGCCGUCGUUUACACUGUUAAAUUGAGAACGAAGAAAUCCGGUGACGAUGACGGUGGCGGUCCCGUUCCUGGACCUCCCGGCGCCAUUGAUAAGAAAUACGCCGACGCUCUUAAGCUCGCUUUGCAGUUCUUCGAUAUCCAGAAAUCUGGUAAAUUGGAGAACAAUAAGAUACCUUGGAGAGGAGAUUCAGGUCUUAAAGAUGGAAGUGAAGAUAAUCUGGAUCUUUCCAAAGGCUUAUAUGAUGCUGGAGAUCAUAUAAAGUUUGGUUUUCCAAUGGCUUUCACUGCUACAGUUUUGUCAUGGUCGAUUCUUGAGUAUGGUGAUCAAAUGAAUGCAGUGAACCAAUUGGAUCCUGCUAAAGACUCUCUCCGGUGGAUCACUGACUAUCUUAUCAAAGCUCAUCCUUCUGACAAUGUCCUCUAUAUCCAGGUGGGAGAUCCAAAAGUAGAUCAUCCAUGCUGGGAGAGACCAGAGGAUAUGAAAGAGAAGAGACCACUUACUAAAAUUGAUGUAGAUACUCCAGGGACAGAGGUUGCUGCUGAAACUGCUGCAGCUAUGGCUUCAGCGUCUUUGGUGUUUAAGGAUAGUGAUCCUACAUAUUCAGCAACGCUUCUGAAACAUGCGAAGCAGUUGUUUAAUUUUGCAGAUACAAAGAGAGGCUCUUACAGUGUUAACAUACCUGAGGUUCAGAAGUUUUACAAUUCGACUGGAUAUGGUGAUGAGCUACUAUGGGCAGCUAGUUGGUUGUAUCAUGCAACAGAGGAUAAAACUUACCUUGAUUAUGUGUCUAAUCAUGGAAAAGAAUUUGCUAGUUUUGGAAAUCCUACUUGGUUUAGUUGGGACAACAAGCUUGCAGGAACACAGGUACUAUUAUCAAGAUUACUCUUCUUUAAGAAAGAUUUAUCAGGAAGCAAGGGACUUGGAAAUUACAGGAACACAGCUAAAGCUGUCAUGUGUGGACUUCUACCAAAGUCUCCAACAUCUACAGCUAGUAGAACAAACGGUGGUCUUAUAUGGGUUAGUGAAUGGAACUCGAUGCAACAAUCCGUUUCGUCAGCGUUUUUAGCCUCGCUUUUCAGUGAUUACAUGCUCACUUCCCGUAUCCAUAAAAUAUCUUGCGACGGGAAAAUCUUCAAAGCAACAGAGCUUAGAGAUUUCGCCAAAUCGCAGGCUGAUUACAUGCUGGGGAAGAAUCCGUUGGGAACGAGCUUCGUGGUGGGUUAUGGAGACAAAUACCCACAAUUUGUGCAUCAUAGAGGAGCUUCGAUCCCGGCAGAUGCAACAACGGGUUGCUUAGAUGGAUUCAAAUGGUUUAACUCGACGAAACCAAACCCAAACAUAGCAUAUGGUGCACUCGUAGGUGGACCUUUCUUCAAUGAGACGUUCACUGACUCACGAGAGAACCCAAUGCAGAACGAGCCAACCACUUACAACAAUGCACUCCUCGUUGGUCUCUUGUCUAGUCUUGUCACUACAUCUUCUACUUUACAGUCGUUGAAGUGAGCUUUGCGUGUUUUAGCCUUCUUAUUGAAAAUCACAUUGCUUCAUUUUUAUUUGUAAUUUUUUAAAAAAAAUCGUGGGUGUGUGUGUAUUCACGUUGUGUAUUGCUUGAUAUGUUGAUGCGUGUAACCAAACAAUUAGUUGCUCUACGAAUCCAAAAUUGAGG